Psammomys obesus (fat sand rat) is the source of this 1008-nucleotide messenger RNA. It is a transcript of the gene CUNH11orf42, whose product is annotated as chromosome unknown C11orf42 homolog. Lineage: Eukaryota; Metazoa; Chordata; Mammalia; Rodentia; Muridae. Bases 1 to 1008 code for a protein of 335 amino acids. The record is from RefSeq and is a predicted model, not a curated record. The transcript is spliced from 3 exons.
AUGCUGGUCAGUACCCCCCACCUGCUAACACUGGAUGAAGCAGAUGCCACUUGGGCCCUCAUCAAGGAUAAAGUCAUCGAGGAGCGUUUGGGGUCCAAUGUAGUGGCAGUACCUUUCCUCUCGGAUGCAGCCUACUAUGAUCUACUGGGCGUGCUAGUGAAACAGUCCCGUCCAGCCCACACCCGCCUGGCUUUGCCAGGCCGACAGGGCCGAAGGGCACUGAAAUCAGUAGGGCUGCUACCAAAUCUUCUAGAACAGGCAGGGUCUGAGGGUGUCUUUGCCCACUGCACUCGAGAAUACUCACCAAAUGGCCGAGCUGAGAUAGCCUAUGAAGAAAUGCGAAUGUUGGAUGGUCAGCCCUGCCGGAUCCGCCUACAUAUGGGAGGUCUGCGCAAGAAGGUUGCCUUCCUGCUGCUACCGCCAGGGCAGGUGAGCCUACAGCAGAAUCUUCCCUGGCUCCGGAGCACCCACAGCAUCUACGUCAUCUACCAGGUCUUCUCCUGCACCUGGCUGCAGCUAGGGCUACUGCCUACAGCCCGUGAGCCCCAGCUGCUCCGGUUACAGCGGUCACUACCUAUUGCUUUCUCCUGCCUCAAGUUUUCACUGCAGCCCAAGGGUGUGCUGGGACCACAGAAGUCUCUGACCAAAGAUCCAUUGCCCCAAGGAGCCACCUGGGUUAGACCUAGCCUUAGCAUCUUAUCAACUCUGGCUCCCACAUCAGUACCUGCUGACACCCCUGAAGCUGCUGACAAUGUAUCUCCACCCGUCACAGACCCCCCUACACCACCUCCCCAAGAAGGGCCAGAAAGCAGACCCACCAGAUUCUCCUAUAAGGCUCGGAACCCCUUCAGGAGGGGCCCCUAUAUGCUUUCAGCAGAGAACUGGCUCUUCAGCCCCCGCAACCCCCCACCAGGAGCCCAGGGUGGGGGCCCCGGGGACCCCGACCGGCACUCCAUGUCCCUGCCCCUGCUGCAGGGUCUGUCCUCGGAGUUCGACAGCGACGAAUGA